Salvia miltiorrhiza (redroot sage) is the source of this 2518-nucleotide messenger RNA. RefSeq names its product protein NRT1/ PTR FAMILY 1.2-like. Lineage: Eukaryota; Viridiplantae; Streptophyta; Magnoliopsida; Lamiales; Lamiaceae. Gene Ontology annotation, cellular component: plasma membrane. Gene Ontology annotation, biological process: transmembrane transport; oligopeptide transport. The transcript is spliced from 4 exons. Gene Ontology annotation, molecular function: transmembrane transporter activity. The record is from RefSeq and is a predicted model, not a curated record. Bases 507 to 2243 code for a protein of 578 amino acids.
CUAAUUUCUUACCUUUGGAGUGUUUGUUAAAUAAAAAAGAAAGAAAGAAAGAGAGAGAGUAUUAUACAACUACAAAAUUUAGUAGUCAUCGAACCCAAAUAGAAACAAGAAAAUAGAAAAAUUAUGGUUAAAUAUUUUAACCGUACGUAUUGCUGCGGAGAAGAAAGAAAAGAGAAAGAAAGUGUUGAUCGAACUCGCUAGCAGCUGGAAUUCUGGAAGCUCUCUAUCAUCAUUUAGUGGCAGAGUUUCAAAGUGUUAUCCGUCAAUCCUUAUCAGACAAAACCUUCUACCCUUGUUCCAAAUCCAUAGUAUUUUACUAAAAAUUGAAAUCUCAUGAAAUCGACAAAAGCUAUGAUGUUAGCAUCAUGACUUUGCCGACGUGCCGACGUGAAAUCUUUAUAAUCCCGUCUCCAAUUGUUUCAUAAUCUGGAGCUUUCCCUUCCCACUUCACACUUCUCUCUCUCACUCCUCUCUCUCCCUCUCUCUCUGUGUAGGGCAUCUCAUCAAUGGAAGAUCAGAUGAAGAAGAAGAAGGAAACGGAGGUGGAAGAGCCUCUCUUGGAGAGUGCUCAAGAAAAGGGCGGUUUUAGGACUCUCCCCUUCAUAAUUGGAAAUGAGGCACUGGAGAAGAUGGCAACUUUCGGGCUGUCACCAAACAUGACUCUGUAUUUGAUCAAUGAGUAUCAUAUGCAGAUGACAACUGCGGCGAAUGUGUUGUUCAUGUGGUCGGCUGCCACGAAUUUCAUGCCGAUUGUUGGAGCUGUGAUUGCUGAUUCAUACUUGGGCAGGUUUCAUACAAUUGGAUCUGGAUCCAUUGUCUGUCUCGUGGGGAUAAUUCUUCUAUGGUCGACAGCGGUAAUCCCACAAGCGAGGCCUCCACCAUGUGAUCAGUCAAGCAUCGUCUGCAGCCCUCCGAUGACCUUCCAGUUUCUGUACCUAUGCCUCUCGUUAGGACUGAUUUCUAUCGGGGCAGGAGGAGUCAAUUCGUCUUCCUUGGCCUUUGGCGCUGAUCAGUUGGAAAAGAAAGGUUUCCAUAAUAACCCCAGUGUCAAACAGAGAUACUUCGGCUGGUACUACGCUUCUUUCACACUAUCUGUCCUCAUCGCCCUAACUUGUGUCGUCUAUAUUCAAGAAAACUUGGGAUGGGGAGUCGGUUUUGCAGUUCCCGGUGUGCUCAUGCUGGUUGCUGUCAUCUCGUUCUUUCUGGCCUCCCCCUUUUACGUCAGAUUCAAGAGCAGCUCGAAUUUGAUCAUGGGCUUCGCUCAAGUGGCCGUUGCUUCUUUUAGAAACCGGCAUCUCAAGUUGUCGGACAGCACGAGCGAUCUAUAUCACUGCAGGGACGGCUUUGGGCUUAUGAUCCCGAGUGAAAAGCUAAGGUUUCUCAAUAAGGCUUGCGUUGUAAGAGAUGUCGGGAAAGAGCUGACCCCUGACGGGAGAGCUGCAAAUCCAUGGCGGCUUUGCACAGUCGAGCGAGUAGAGGAGCUCAAGGCGCUACUGAGAGUCAUCCCGAUAUGGUCUUCGGGGAUGAUCAUGUCGAUAAACCUGUGCCAAAGCACUUUUCCGGUGCUCCAAGCAGUUUCGAUGGACCGGGAGAUAACUUCGGGUUUUGAGAUCCCGGCAGCCUCGUUGAGCAUGUUCGCGGUCGUAGCCGUGAUACUAUGGGUGGUCCUCUACGACCGCGUGUUUCUUCCCCUAGCCUCCCGGGUCAUGGGGCGGCCGGUCCGUGUGAGUGCUAGACGAAGAAUGGCGAUAGGGAUCUUCCUUUCGUUCCUAGCAAUGAUCGUCUCGGCCGCAGUAGAGGCCAUCCGUAGAUCCGUCGCCAUCGAGACGGGCAAAUUGAACCACCCGCAGGCUGUCAUGGCCAUGUCAGCGCUGUGGCUCGUCCCGCAGAACUUCCUCACGGGGUUCGCUGAGGCGUCCAAUGCUAUUGCGCAGAACGAGUUCUACUUCUCCGAGCUCCCGAGGAGCAUGUCGAGCAUAGCCUCCACGCUUCUCGGGAUCGGGAUGUGCCUGGCGAAUAUCCUUGCGAGCUCGAUAAUGAACACGGUCGACUACUUGUCUAGGCAAGGCGGGGGCGAGAGCUGGAUCUCGAGCAACAUCAACAAGGGCCACUAUGAUUACUACUACCUUGUUCUUGCUGGUUUGAGCAUGGCUAACAUGUUGUAUUUUCUCGGUUGUAGCGCCGCGUUCGGGCCGUCGACCGAGGAAGGGAAGCUGCCGGAAGAGGAAGAGAAUGGAUUGUGAGUGUGUUUUUUACAUCCUAACUUUAUAGCAUCUUUAUAUUUUCCAUAGAAAUAUAGUUAUGUUAUAGGGGUGUUUAGCAAAGAGAUUAUAUGAGAAGAAAAUAUAUACAUGGAUCAAAUUCUAAGGUUAAUUCAAUCUUAGAGCUUGGUUUGUUGAGGCCCCAUCUUUGUUUUUUUUUUAUACCAAAAUAUGGUGCCUCAUUUAUCUUGUAUUUCAUGAUCAUGUAACAAGAAUAUUGUCGUUACUUUGUGUAUAUAAUGAUGAAAGUUUUGAAA